Molecule: messenger RNA, 354 nt
Organism: Aspergillus niger
Lineage: Eukaryota; Fungi; Ascomycota; Eurotiomycetes; Eurotiales; Aspergillaceae
Exons: 3
Coding region: 1-354 (117 amino acids)
Source: RefSeq, a predicted model, not a curated record
AUGUUUGAUAUCGCUAACAGCCAUAGGUCAAUCUACAACGCAGGGGGUCAUCUCGUCACUUCCACAUUAACUCGAAUAAAUAAAGUAGGAUUAAGUAUAAAUAACCGUGUAUCUAGUAGUGCUACUUUACUCUUUCCAAUUUUCCUCGGUUAUGAUAAUGUUCUAUCUACUUCACUAUACUUCAAAUCGGGGUGUAAGAAGCUUAUCACCCGCGUCUACAAUCCCAAUGUGAAUAUAGUUAUGCCAGCAGGAGUGGAUGAAAAGAUCAAUUUAACAGCUGAUAUAACUCCCUCGGUUUCUGAGAUAUAUAAGAUCAAGAAAGAGAAUAAAAUGGAUAUAGAUAAGGAUAUAUAA